CGUGGCCAUAAAGGCACUUCCUUCACGAUCAUGGCUUCGUUCAAGCUUGGGCAGUUGGUGCGCCAAUUCAGCACGUCCUCUGUUUCCAGAGCCCUGGUGAAUCCACCAAUCCAGGUGUAUGGUAUAGAAGGGAGAUAUGCCACUGCAUUGUUCUCUGCUGCUGCCAAAGAGAAAAAACUGGAUGCUGUGGAGAACGAAAUCAAAUCCUUUCAGAAUUUAUUGAGGAAGGAUGUGCAUUUAACACAAUACAUUCUUAAUCCUUCUCUGCAGAGGCAAGAAAAGAAAGCUGUCCUGGGUGACGUACUUACUAAACAGAAGAUGUCCAGUCUUCUUAUCAACUUGUGUGUUACUAUGGCUGAAAAUGGCAGGUUGAACAAACUACAGGGUGUCCUGGGUGCUUACCAGAAAAUGAUGAGUGCUCAUCGCGGAGAGGUCACCUGCACUGUAACAACUGCCAAGCCCUUGGACAGCGGAAAUCUAAAAGACCUACAGUCAGCUCUACAAGGAUUUCUUAAGAAGGGAGAAUCUUUACAACUUGAGUGUCAGGUUGAUCCCAGUCUGAUUGGAGGCAUGGUGGUGAACAUCGGUGACAAAUAUGUGGAUAUGUCCAUGGCUACCAAGAUAAAGAACUACACAAACCUCAUCAAGGAGGCAGUGUGAUGACAAGGCCAUUAGUCUCCAGCAUCUCAACAUUUACACUGUUACUGUGUUUUAUUGGACAAAAGUCUUUAUACCUGACAUAAGAUUUCAUUUCUAAAGGGUUCACGAUGAACAUAGAGUUUGUAGGCAGAGUGCUAUUAUAUUUGACAGACCCAGGAUUACUGUGAUUGACCAACUUGUGUGCAUUAUUCACAAUAAAAUAGCCAGGAAGUGAAAACAAACUUUAGUUGCUUGUUU
Molecule: messenger RNA, 897 nt
Organism: Liolophura sinensis
Lineage: Eukaryota; Metazoa; Mollusca; Polyplacophora; Chitonida; Chitonidae
Product: ATP synthase subunit O, mitochondrial-like
Exons: 8
Coding region: 31-660 (209 amino acids)
Biological process (GO): proton motive force-driven ATP synthesis
Cellular component (GO): membrane
Molecular function (GO): proton-transporting ATP synthase activity, rotational mechanism
Source: RefSeq, a predicted model, not a curated record